UGGGAUUGCACCUGGGGCCAGGAGGCCGAGACUCAGGCCUUAUGGGGAGGGCGGGUUUGCGCCUGCGCCGGGGACCUUCCGAACGUCGCCAUCACCUGGGGCUGAGGGGACGUCGGGGAUAAUCAAGCAAAAGGAAAAAUGAACACCAUCUGUGGCCUACAGUCUUCUAGUAGAAACUGUGUUUUCUUGCAGUUAGCUUCACCGACUAACUGGAGAAACUCUCCUAGAGCAUAUUGGUGGCUGACUUCAAAGAGUCCUCAUCAGGUGCUAGUGAACCACGUGGCAGACAAAUGCCAGGGACAGAGCCUGAGGAGGAGCCCUGGGCUCACUUGUUUACCGAGGGUAAGUUCUCCCUUCUCUAGGACCUGUAAGAGCGGCCAAGGAUGGCUUUUCAGUGCCCAAAGCGGAGAAACAUGGAAGAAGAUGAGCAGCUGCCCUGGGUGGCCCUACUGCUCUUCGAGGCAGAGAUCGCUGGAGGGAAGUGCCAUCCUCGGGCUCUCCCGCUUCGUCCCUGGGAAGGGGAUCAGAGACGUCAGCAGUCUCCACACGUCAUCGAGGCUCCGGGCUGCGCCCGCUCCUCUUCUCUGGCUCAUCCUGAAGCCGGCACAGAAACUUCUUGCCAUCGUUGUUGGCAGGGGCAUAAGAAAAUGGUGGCAGACCCUUCCUCCCAACAAGAAAGAGCUAUUUAAAGAAAGUGUAAAGAAGAAUAAAUGGAAGUUAUUCCUGGGCUUGAGUAGUUUGGGAGUGUUGUUUGUUGUCUUUUAUUUUACUCACCUGGAGGAGAGUCCAGUCACAGGACGGAAAAAGUUACUAGUGUUGGGGAAGGAGCAAUUCAUGAUGUUAUCGCAAAUGGAAUAUGAUGCAUGGAUGGAAGAAUUUAAAAAUGACCUGCUGACCGAGAAAGAUCCCAGGUACCUGGCCGUAAAAGAAGUUUUGCAGCGUCUGGUAGAAAGCAACAAAGACAUCCCGGGCAUCUCUGACUUCAGGUGGAUCAUUCACAUGGUGGAUAGGCCCAGCAUAAAUGCCUUUGUCUUGCCCAAAGGGCAGGUGUUUGUUUUCACGGGACUCCUUGAGGCAGUCACUGACAUUCACCAGUUGACUUUUCUUUUGGGCCAUGAGAUCGCUCACGCAGUGCUCGGACAUGCUGCAGAGAAGGCCAGCCUGGCUCAUCUGUGGGAUUUUCUGGGUCUGAUUUUCCUCGUGAUGAUUUGGGCCGUCUGUCCUCGAGAUAGUUUGGCGGUUUUGUCACAGUGGAUCCAGUCUAGACUGAAAGAGUAUGUGUUCGAUAGACCCUAUAGCCGCACCCUGGAGGCGGAAGCGGACAGAGUCGGAUUGCAGUUUGCUGCAAAGGCUUGUGUGGAUGUCAGAGCAAGUUCAGUGUUUUGGCAACAGCUGGAAUUUGCAGAUAGGAUUCUGGGUGAGCCUAAGUUACCAGAAUGGCUGUCAACACAUCCCUCCCAUGAGAACCGAGCUGAGCACUUGGAACGGCUCAUACCUCAGGCCAGCCCCCUGCCUGCGAUGUGCCUGUCCUCACCUCGACCUUUUGGACCUCUGGCUUCCUUCAAGGCUCAGCUCCCGCCAGAGGCCUCUCCUGAUAUCCCAAGGGAAUCCAUCUCUUAAAACAAAGGAUAUUUUUUUCCUAAGUGAGAAAAGGAGAAAAAAAAUGAAUAACACUCAUCAACAUAUUGAAAACAAUCUGAGGUGAUUUGCCGCAUUCCACACCUCUGGGCCCCAGCGUCUCCAAAGGAGCACAGCCAGGUGUCUUCUCGUGCCUCUCCUUUGGAAUUGUUUUUUCUUCAGAAUUUUGGACUCUUCAGUUUUGAUGGUUUUGUGAUUGUUGUUUUUUUUCCAUUUACUAUUGUUUUCCUGGCUCUACUUAUGUUACCUUGCAUGAAUUUUGUAUUCAUCAUGCUUAUUGUUUUAUCCAGCAUAUUACAGUCCAUCCUAUUCCCUCCCUUCCUAGCCCAGCCCAGCCCACAGCCCAUGCCAUCCCUUUCCAUUCAUUACCUCACCACCAUUGGUUUAACUGUUCCUCAGUUGAUGGACAUCUAGUUUGUUUCCAGUUCUUCGCUAUACUGGUUCAAUAUUAAUGCAGUCUUUAAAGCUGCAGGAGCCUUCUGUUUUGCUAGGAUGGUCCCCCUUUUAAAUUUUCAAUCAUUGAACUAAAAUCUUUGAAAAUUCUUCUUUGAACUGGUUAACAAAUGCCAAUUCGUACUGAAAGCAGAAGUUCCAAGUGGUAAAAUUUCACCAAAAUAUAUUUACAGGUGAUCGCUGGGGACCUUGAAAAUGUGCUUCAUUGCCACUUUCAGACAGAAGAAUUCUUUAAGAUAAGAAUGAUUUGAUUAGAGAGUCCAGAGAAAAAUGAUUGCAUAACUGUAUGUGUUGGGGAUUGGUAAUGAAGGAAAGAAUUGGAGACAAAUUCCUUUUAAAACAAACACAUAGUAUGGAAACAUAAUUUUGAAGCUUGAUGUAAUCUUUUUCUAUUUUUUUCCCAAGUGAUUGAAUUCAUUUUGAAUGUGAUAAAACUCUAUUAUAGCAUUGGGAAUGAUUUAGUGGUUGAAGUGAAACUGAUAUUUAGUACAAGAGUAUGUUGUUAAUUACAGUACAUAGUUAGAACUCAAAGACUGGAAUUCCCUGCAAACAUAAGACUAAUUUUU
This is a messenger RNA of Phascolarctos cinereus (koala), 2657 nucleotides long. NCBI's taxonomy places the organism in Eukaryota, Metazoa, Chordata, Mammalia, Diprotodontia, Phascolarctidae. The record is from RefSeq and is a predicted model, not a curated record.